AUGACAUCCAAGGAAGUUUGCCACCUAUUCGGAGUCAGCAAUGGAGUUCUUGGUAACCGCCGCAAUGGCAUCACACUAGCAGAAAAUAUUGAGCUACUUUUCGACCGAGGUACCAUCGCGAUUGUACCUAUGCCCGGCCCGAUGAAAAGUCCAACUCAAUGGAGGUGUGUUGUCUUGGACGAAUCAAAGAAGGAGGACACCAUCGGUUUCUUUGAUGGAUCUUAUAUGAGACUAAAGGACAUUGACAAUAAGCCAUUGAUGUUCGUUUCCGAUAACCGUCCUCGCGAACGGUAUUUGUACUUCUGCUUUAUCAUUGCAUACCUAAAUGCAAAGAGCCGAGGAGCCAGUGAGCUGUGGCAAGAAAGGUUGAAGCCACACCCCGUUGUGUUUCCGGAUCGGAACUCCCAGAAUCCCUUGUUCACGUGGAAUAAUUCCCCUGAUCGGAAGAAAACACGCGAGGAAGCUGGGCAACCUAACCCUAAAGAUAAGACGUUCGACUCUGGCGAUACCUCCACUCGUGACGCUGACGCUGGAACUGUGCUUGGAGCUGAUGUCUGUGACGCAAUUCUUGCCAUGAAGAACCUCUAA
Messenger RNA from Penicillium psychrosexuale, 588 nucleotides. RefSeq lists its product as uncharacterized. Bases 1 to 588 code for a protein of 195 amino acids. The transcript is spliced from 4 exons. Lineage: Eukaryota; Fungi; Ascomycota; Eurotiomycetes; Eurotiales; Aspergillaceae. The record is from RefSeq and is a predicted model, not a curated record.